AUGGCCUCCUCCAGCACCUCUCAUCUCAAUGCCGCGCUCGCCGGCGCCAUCUCCGCCCGCAAGAAGAUGUUGGUCCCCACCCCCGACCUCCUCGCCCCCGCACCCACCGCCGCCGCCGACUUCUUCUCCAGCGACUACCUCUCCGUCGUCACCAACCCCAAGCCGCGCGCCAUGUUCCUCGAGCGCAUCUCGAAGGAGCCCAUCGUCCUCGGCUCCGCCGGCUCCCGCGUCCUUUUUGGCAACAACUCCUCGCACGUUGCCCUCGAAGAGCGCCUUCGCGCCUUUUUCGGCGCCGAGACCGCGCUCCUAUUCAACUCCGGAUACGACGCCAACCUCUCCUUCUUCCACUCCGUUCCGCAAGACGGCGACGCGAUCGUCUUUGACCAGCUCGCGCACGCGUCCAUCCGCGACGGCAUGAACAUGUCCCGCUGCCGCAACGCCCAGUACCCGUUCAAACACAACUCCGUCGCAUCUUUCCGCGAGGUCCUUCAGCGCACGCUCGUUAGCCACCCGAGGAUUGCCGAGGGCCGGGGCACGAUGUUCAUCGCCGUCGAGACGCUCUACAGUAUGGACGGCGACUUCUGUCCUCUGCGGCAGAUCGUCGAGACCGUUGAGGAGCUCGUCCCAAAGGGGUGUGCGCACAUCAUGGUCGACGAGGCGCACUCCUCCGGGUUGUACGGCGACAGGCGGCGCGGGCUCGUGAUCGAGCUUGGCCUGCAGGACCGGGUGCACAGCGUGCUGCACGCAUUCAGCAAGGCGUGGGGUAUGGCCGGCGCUGUCAUCCUCACCUCCGCUGUUGUGCGGCAAUAUCUGAUCGGCUACUCCCGGCCCUUCAUCUAUUCGACCUCGCUCCCGUUCGCACAAACCGCCGGCAUCAACACGUGCAUAGACUUCCUCAGCGGCCCGGACGGAGACGAGCUCGUCAACCACCUCCGCAAGCUGUGCACGUACUUCGAGCACGCACUCACGGUGGCCUUCCGCGACGUCCCGUCCGACCUCCUCUCCCUCCGCCACCGCUCCAUCCCGUCCGACUACCCGGAGAGCGUGUUCAGCCCGCUCUUCCCCAUCCUCACGCGCGCGCCCAAGCCUCUCGGGGACUUCCUCACCAACCUCGGGUACGCGCUCACCCCGAUCAUGUUCCCCGCCGUCCCCAAGGGCGAGGAGCGCCUCCGCGUCAUCCUCCACGCGGGCAACACCGAGGCGGACGUCGACCAGUUCAUCGCGCGCCUGCUCGCGUGGGCCGCGCUCUUCCAGGCGCAAGAGCGGGAGCAGCUCCAGCUGAAGAAGGCGUCGCGCGCGCAGGGCGCGAUCCAGGCGCGCCUCUGA
This is a messenger RNA of Epithele typhae, 1326 nucleotides long. RefSeq names its product PLP-dependent transferase. NCBI's taxonomy places the organism in Eukaryota, Fungi, Basidiomycota, Agaricomycetes, Polyporales, Epitheliaceae. The record is from RefSeq and is a predicted model, not a curated record. Gene Ontology annotation, biological process: biosynthetic process. Bases 1 to 1326 code for a protein of 441 amino acids. The transcript has 3 exons. Gene Ontology annotation, molecular function: pyridoxal phosphate binding.